Molecule: messenger RNA, 6332 nt
Organism: Helicoverpa zea (corn earworm)
Lineage: Eukaryota; Metazoa; Arthropoda; Insecta; Lepidoptera; Noctuidae
Gene: Bap170
Product: AT-rich interactive domain-containing protein 2
Exons: 37
Coding region: 217-4950 (1577 amino acids)
Biological process (GO): regulation of DNA-templated transcription
Cellular component (GO): SWI/SNF superfamily-type complex
Molecular function (GO): DNA binding
Source: RefSeq, a predicted model, not a curated record
CCGGCUUGCUGUCAAUGUCAAAGAAAACCAAGCAAACUGUUCAUAUUAUUGAAAAUUUGCGUUUUCUUUAAUAAUUAUGAGAUAAAAUUGAUAUAAUACAUAGUUAUGUGACAUCCAUGUUCUUUUAAAAGUUCUAUCAUAGCGUGACGCUAUCCGUGAGUGUCGGUAUUUUGCAUUUUAAGUGUGCGUUAAAAGCCGUUCGCUUGUACUGUUAUAAUGGCUAAAUCACAAAUAAAUACUAAAUCCAGCAACUACAUAAAGGACAGAGAAGGUUUCCUGAAGGAGUUGAAGCAGUUCAAUGAGAGUAAAAAUCUACCAACAAAAGUGCCAAUAGUGAAUGGCAUAGAAAUAGAUCUGUAUCUCUUCUACACUUUGGUACAACAGCGAGGUGGACUCAGCAAGGUAAAUCAAAAUGAUACUUGGGAGUCAUUUCUGCGACCACUGAGGCUGCCACAUCCGUGUGUCAAUGGAUCUACCCUUCUUAGAAGAAUAUAUGGGUCCUAUUUGGAAAAGUAUGAGCGAGCAAAGGGUCCACCAGGCAGAGAUGACGACAACGAUAUGGAUGAAGACCCUCGCCGAGGAAGGGGGGGCAUGCCGCGAAUAUCCUAUGGUGGGGGUACGUACAUAUCAGCAUCAGGUGAGGCGCUUCGCACCAGUUCCCGGGUGGCUGCAGCAUCAGAACGGCUGGCCCUCUCACUCUUGUCACCGAUGCCCAACGAACAAGACUUUGCCGUCAAUGUAUGCACGGUACUGGCAGCCGACCACUCGAAUAGACUGCCAUUGAGUACUACGCCACAUAUAUUGGACUUUUUGCUGGCUCAUGCGGGCGUUUAUAAUCAUUCGAGUCUCCGCGACACGAUCGGCCGUUCCUACUACGAGGCUCGGGGUCGUUACCCAGACGACUUUUGGAGUAUGCGCGCCGGCGGUGGCGGGGCCAAGGAGUUAGCUGACGAGACCAAAUUCAUGCAGCCCGGAGUGGAACAACCCGAACUGAUUGUGCAAGCUAGGGCUGCUUAUAAUACUCUGACGGAUUGCCUGUUGAAUGGAGCUGAGGAAGAAGAAUUGCUUGUGGAGAAGAUAUUGGAUGAUGAUAUUCUAGAAGACUGGGUAACGGAGCCCUCAGAAGAGUUGUUCGCGCCCGAACUCCCAGGGGGCGCCACUUGCGUGUAUACUCAACGGGUACUGCAGAUAGCUUCCAUAGUUCGCUCGCUGUCCUUCCACGAUGAAAACGUGCAGUAUUUAGCUAAGAACACCACGCUUAUAAGAUUCCUAUUGCUCUGCGCAAACUGUUGGGUAGGCACAUUGCGGCAAUCUGGUCUGGACACACUAGGAAAUGUAUCAACUGAACUUAUCAUCAAGGACCCAGCAACAUGUCUGAUAUCCCGUCAUGUGCUGUCAACGAUUCAGUCGGCCUUAGUGUCACAGGACCGAGCUAGGGUACUUGCAGCGCUUGAACUGCUGAAUAAACUCGCUCAGAACGAAAUUAAUGAAGAUGCGCUGCUUAAAGCGCUUGAAGCUAAGGUGUAUCAAGAAGUAUGCGCUCUACUAACUCUCCGCGACAUAAUGGUACUAGUAUGUACACUGGAAUGCGUUUACGCGCUCACUUCGCUCGGCGACCGCGCGAGCGAAGCCGUGGCCAGAGUGCCCGGCCUUAUUCACACGCUCGUCUCCCUCGUCACUGUGGAGGCACAAAGCUACGGGCCCCGGGCCUGCAUACUGAUGCGCGUGGUGGAGACGGUGAGCGGGCCCAGCGCCCUCGCCGCGCAGGCCGAGCGAGAGGCGCACGAGCGACUCGGACAACAGCAGGCGGCUCAAGUGGCCAUUAAACCCGCGACGGAAGCCCCUCAAGCGACCACUGCAGCUGUCACCACUUCAUCGUCCACUUUGGCGCCCGUGACGUCGAUACAGCAGUCUCAUUUACAGCAGAGAACUGUGCAGGUGAGUGAUACUAAGGAAAACGAGCACUUCGCGCAAGCAUGGCUUCGCUCGGCAUACGAAGUGUUGCCGGCGUCGGACAACAGCGCGUGCGAUGCUAACGAGAUGUACCGACAAUAUGUCGCGUGCUGCACUAAGCUCGCCAGGAAGGGCGUUAUUGCGCCACAACACUUCCCUAGAUUAGUCCGUACGGUGUUCGGCGGUACAGUGGGACCCAACUCAGUGACGCUAGCAACUGGAGAGACUCAACAAGUCUACAUCGGAAUUAGAUCCAGAACUAUGCAGAACAGGCCUAGUCCUACUGCGGGACCUUCAUCGCCAAUAUUAAAAGCUCAGCUCACGAAUAAGGCAGCGACUGAAACGAAGCCCGCUGUAUCGACACCCCAAGUACAGACGCAAGCGCAACCCACAGCGGCCCACCCGCAUCUAUCUCAAGCGCUCGAGUCGAAUCCUUCGAACACGACGCUAAUAAAGCAUUUGUUAGCGCACAAAGUAAGCCCCGCACUACAGACACCGCAAGUAGCGCAGAGACAACAGAGUCAACAGCGAGGACCUGCCACUCCUAGCACUGUUGUUGUUCAAACUAACCAGGUAAUGGAUGUCGACCCCGAAGCUUUAAUCAAGUGUACGACGAUAACGCCGGGCGGUGUUGCCAGUAGUACACCUGAUAAGGUUGUUAUCAACCAGCCAGAAGAUCUUUUAGUACCGAAAGAAGAACCAGUGCAGAUUCAAAUAGACGAGCAAACGCAAUUGACCAUCAAAUCAGCCCAAAACAAAAUGCUAGCAGACUUACUGAAGAAAAACUCCAACCCUCCUUUACAAGUGGUUCAAAUGGGCCCCCAGAUUAACGCCCCCACCAUACAAAUAACUGAAACGGGUCAAAUCGUUCAGGUCAAAUCUGACCCCACGCCUGUCAUACAAAUCAACGACCCAGGCAUAGUAUCACAAGGAAACCAAUACUUUCAAAUAAAGAACGAACAGGGUCAACUCAUUCAAAUAAAGAACGAACAAGGUCAAAUCAUUCAGUUGAAGAGUGACCAAUUACAAGCUCCGAUUCUUCAGUAUAAGAAUGAACAAGGACAGUUGGUUCAAGUGAAGGCAGAAGGUCAAUUGUCUAUGAAAAGUGAGAAGGAGGUUGAAUCUGUUGUUGGUGUUGGUGAUCAUUCGUAUACGGAACCACCGGCUAAGAAGGCGAAGGUGGAAGAUAAGCCGCCACAAGAAAGCGUGUCGAAGACAGCAGCGAAUCUUUACGCGGCGCUCGCUGCUUCAGCAUUGGAAGAUGAAGAGGAUUUGCUGCCACCGAAGCAAGAGCCGGUAGAAAUGAUACAGCCUUCGGUUUUGAUGACUGCAGCCGGUGAAAACUCUGUCAUCAUACAAGAACCUAUUUUACAGGUGCAACAACCAACGAUGUCGGUGCAACAGCCGACGAUACAAGUGCAACAACCGACUCUGCAGGUGCAACAACCGACGUUACAGGUUCAAGCACCUAUACAGCAAACUAUACAGAUGCAACAGCCGAUGCUACAAGUACAACCGAUGGACGUACAGAAUAUUAUUGCUUCUCAAGCUGGCCAGCUUAUCUUGCAAGAGAAAACAAUAUCAACUCAACCACAAUUCAUGCAGCAACCGAUGCAGAUUAUAGCUACACCGAGCAAUGCUCAAGGUGGAAUAAGUUAUAUCGCCCAAAACAUCCCAGGGAAUAUGAUGCAGAAAACUAUUAUCAUAGUUCAAGGACCAACCGGCGGGGGACCUCUCACUUUGACGGUGAACAACCCAGGCGGUUUGGACGAGGCAACGCUAAACAGCCUUAUUACGCAGGCAACAGAGGCGAUAACGCAACAGCAUAUUAUACAGAACGCCCCCCAAAUAACGCCCAGCCAGCAACCUAUAAUAACCAACCCUCCGCAACCGCAUAAGGCUCAGAUCGUCAACCAGCAACCGCCGCAACAAAUUGUGGUUACUCAGAAACAACCACCGGCUCUUAUCAGUACUUCAACCAGUAAUCAGAUUGUUACCAGUAAUGCUCAGCUUAUUCAAGGUAACCAACAACUCCUACAAGGCCAACAACAAAUUAUAACAGUAUCAAACAACCAGCCGAUUAUAAUGAACGCCCCGAUAAAGACGAACGUGCACCGAAUGGUUCAGCAACCACAGCGGAGUCCUGUAGUGACCAGUGUGCAGAGCAACCAGGUGUCCGUCGUUAGUGAGGCCAAGACUAGCGUUAUACAGAGUUGUGCGAAGGCUACAACACAACCGGUGAUGAGACAGGUGAUCACCCGUCAACCAGUCAUGGUUGGCAACACCAAGAUCGGUGAUAAAGAGCUCGUCGUCAACCAACCUGUUCCCGAGCAGAAGGUGACGCCGCCCCCUGUGCCGUCGGCCACGCCCCCUCCCGCCCCCACGCCGCAGCCGCCGCCCGCCACCAGCCCCCUCGAAGAGACGCCGUGGAUCUGUCACUGGAGAGGAUGUGGGAAGUCAUUCGGCAGUGCAGCAGAUGUGUUCACCCACGCGGCCCGCACCCACUGUCCGCCGGCGGCGGGCGGCGAGGCGCCGUGCAUGUGGCUGGACUGUGACCGAGUGCCGCGCAAGACAUUCGCGCUGCUCAACCAUCUCACCGACAAACAUUGUACUGUGCAGGCAUUAAAAGCUAUCUACAAUUCGCGACGUCACGCGGCCGCGGAAGGGACUGACGGCAAACCCGUCACUCUCGGCUACCCGCCCAACGCUGCUCUAGCGGCCCUGAACAAACAUGCCGCCGAUAUGUUCAAUCCUAGAGAACUUAUGCACAGGGCCGAACUCAGUCGCACGCCGGAACAACUGGAUGAGAACGAGGGUCCGGUAACGAAGAGUAUAAGAUUGACAGCAGCACUUAUAUUAAGGAAUAUUGUCAUUUAUUCUAAUACUGGACGGAGACAACUCCGAUCAUACGAGGCUCACUUGGCAACCAUCGCGUUAAGCAGCGUGGAAGCUUCUCGAACAAUCGCCCAAGUUCUGUACGACAUGAACAACAUUUGAGAAUCGACAACCGGGCACCGAGCCCAUGACUAGCGAUUACAGUACAUACCGCCACUGUAAACUGAUAGACAGAGAUUGAAAAAUGAUUGGAAUGUACUUUCUUCUUUCCGAAGUAAAAUCUAAGAUGGCGACAUUUCAUCGAUAAAAAUUUGAAACAAUAUUGUCACAUCACUGGGUUACAUCGAUAUUGUAAAAGGAAUUAGAAAGCGUUCGUUUCGGAAUGACAAGAUUGUAAUGCCUAGACUAACUAUUUGGAAGGCAUGAUUAAAGUUGUGUUUGGAAAAGAAAGGAAAAGUGGUUGUUUCGUGUUGUAUGUGAUUGAAAGUUCUGCGUGUACCGACUGUUCAAAACGCAAGUGCAGUUAUUUGUUGUCUAUCUUUUUAUAGCUAGUGAUCUGAAUUAAAUACGAACUCUUAAUAUUUAAGAAAAUGUGUGCAAAUUAGACCUUGGAUAAUAUUUAGAGUUAAUUUAGUUUUAUAAUAGAGAAUAAUAUGACAGCUUUUUGAGUUUUAAGCAUACUUAAAAUGGGUGCAGAACAUAUUUUUUAUGUGAUUAGGUAUAAUUUUAUCAUUUGUUGAGACUUAAAUUCCGAUUUCGUUAUAAGAAUUUGUUAUCUUUCACAAAAUCUGGUUUAUUAAUGAUUGUCAACUGUGCAAGUGCAUCGGUGAUCCUACUAAAGCGAUUUUAGACUAGCGUUUUUUCUGAGCGUAUUAGUCGUUUUGGCAUAUUUUUUUCAGUCAAUUCUAAUAUGAGUGUUUGGCGAAAUUACAAAGCGUACACGCACAUAUCAAUACGCUUGUCUAAAACCACUCGAAUGUACUAAAUCCAAUUUGAAAAAUAUCAACAAUUUCAGUGUUAUUCUGGUAAUACUCGCAAUGUCAUAGAUUUAUCUAUAAGCAGUUUUAUACUGAAAAAUAAUGAUAAAACCAGUAGUUAUGUGCGUAUACAAUCAUUUGCUUAAUGUAUCGAAUUCAAACCUCUUUCUUUGAAAUUGUUUCAAAUAGAUUGCAAUCAACACAGAUGAACUUUAUAUACUUUCAAAUUAUCAUUUACCACAUGUAGAUAAAUAGAUUAGAGGAAUAUUAUUAGUCAGAUUGUAAAAUUGAUAAGUUUUUUGUUUUUAUAGGCCACAGAUGGUUGAAUUUCUUACAAGUAUAAGCCUGAGGUUUCACAAAUACCAUUAUAUGCUUUUAUCAUAUUGUAAAAUAUCUCAUUGUACAUGAUUAAUAGGAAUUUAUUGAAUUAAAACUAAGUGGAAGUUGUGAAUGACAAGUAUUAUUUUUGCAAGUCCGAGUGAAUGAUUAAUAGUAAAAUAACUAGGGAGACUACAAUGAUGACAGUGAAUCGAUGUAAGCGCAACGGAAAAUAAAUAAUUUUAGAUA